Molecule: messenger RNA, 216 nt
Organism: Sphenostylis stenocarpa
Lineage: Eukaryota; Viridiplantae; Streptophyta; Magnoliopsida; Fabales; Fabaceae
Source: the annotation of a GenBank genome assembly
AUGAAUGAGAUAUCAACAAAUGCUACAGCAUUUCCUCACCGCGCAGGAAAUCUGUUCAAUAUUGAAUAUGCUGUUACUUGGGCUGAACCGGGAGACGCUGCAGACAAUAACUAUAUAACGCAGAUUAGAAGGUUACACAGUUAUAUGACCCCUUUCGUGUCCAAAAAUCCAAGGAGAGCUUUUCUGAAUUAUAGGGACCUUGACAUUGCUGUGUAA